UUUCAGUGAAAACGGGCGACGCGUUAAGAACCCGUUCGGAGAGCGGGCAGGCGGAUGGAGGCACAGUCCCGUAAGCCCCAGCUCAUUAAGAAAUCAGCCAGUAAAGGGAUGGGUGUAAAAGCCAAAAUUUUUAUGGGCGGUGAGGCCAUGUGAGGAGGCCCCUCGCUGUGGAGGCUACGCUGCCGUAGUCCCUUCUGGCGUAGGUAGCGAGCAGCGUAUUAAUUAGCCACCUCUGCCCAGUUCAAUAACGAAUUUAGAGUCGGGGCAGCGGCUGUGGGUUGGGAGAGGAGAAGGGCCGCGGCACGGCUCGGGACUACAACUCCCAGCAUGCCCCGCGGGGAGCACAGCCCGGCUGGGCUCCGCCCUGCCCCGCUUUGCAUGCUGGGAGCUGUAGUCUCGCCGGAAGGCGGGCGAACGGCGUGGGGGCGGCCGCCUGAUGGUUGGGUCGAAACGACCGCGGCGUCGGGCUGGGGGGGGCGGAGCGGAAGGCUGGGCUGCUGCGAGCCUUUGGGAGGCGGUCACAGCUGAGCCUGUUCCCCCCCCCCCCCCCCCCCCGCCCCGCCUUACGUGGGCCGUCCCGCCGGGCCGCACCGGCCGCCUGCCGCUCGGUCGGUUCUCUCAGGGGGCGCGUUUCCCGCCCUUGGCUCUGCCUCAGGGAGCCUGUCCGGCGGGGGUAGGCGUCAGGGUGCGCCGCCGCCGGUGGCUCUUCUGCCCUGAGCGGGUGGGUUGGCGCCGAGCCGCCUGACGAAGCCGUGCUGGAAGAGCGGGCUGCCGCCUCGGAAAGUGUGAGGAGGAGGAGGAGGAGGAGGAGGUGGUCUGGUGUGCCCGGCGAUGUAGCCCUGAACGUAGAACGGCAGCUCGUGGAAGGCGGUUAAACUCCUCACCGGUCUGGUUCCAGAGCAUGGGCUAAAAGCUAUGUCCCUCUCUCGUGUCGAAAAUCCUUGCUUUCUGCUGUUUCUGUUCGUCUUCCAAGCCAUAUUUAUCCUGAUACUCUACCGAGGUGGGCCUUCGAAUGUGUUUCGUGGGUUUUUAGACUCGCAUCGGGUUCUGGAUUACUCCAAAACUCAUGAUGUGUAUACAAACCUCAGCUUGUUCACCCAAGCUCCCAAUGAAGAAGCUAUGCCGUACUGCUCAGCGCAGUCACCAAUAUUUGUUGGUCCAUUAACCAUCACCUUCAGGGUGCUCCCUAGUGAAAGAAUGAUCAUAAAAAAAAAUCCUUUUGUUCAGUCAGGUGGCCGCUACAGGCCACCUCACUGCUUGGCACGCUACAAAUCAGCCAUCCUUGUAGCAUACAAGAACCAGGAGAAGUACCUUCACCAUCUUCUCUACUAUAUUCAUCCUUUCUUGCAGCGCCAGCAGCUCAGUUACAGUAUCUACUUGAUUCAGCAGGUGGGGAAUGGUACAUUUAACCGAGCAAAGCUGCUUAAUGUUGGUGUCCGGGAAGCCCUGAAGGAUGAAGACUGGGACUGCCUUCUUCUGCAUGAUGUCGACCUAGUACCUGAGAAUGAUUAUAAUCUCUAUGUUUGCGAUGAAUACUAUCCCAAGCAUAUGGCUAGUGCCAUGGAUAAGUUUCAGUACACUCUGCCAUAUAAGUCCUUUUUUGGGGGUGUAUCUGCUCUGACUCCAGAACAUUACAUGAAGAUGAAUGGGUUUCCAAACACAUACUGGGGCAGUGGUGGUGAAAAUGACGACAUUGCUACAAGGAUUCAGCUAGCAGGAAUGAAAAUAGUCCGGACAUCACCUCACCUUGGACGCUACAAAGUGAUGGACUACAAUGAAGAGACAGAGACUCAAGAGCCUUGGAGAAGGCCUACUUCUCGACACAACACCAGAAAAACAUGGAAAGAUGAUGGAAUGAAUUCAUUAGAGUUCAAGCUCCUUUCCAGGACAAAGCAUCCUCUUUAUACCAACAUCACUGUGGACAUUGGAUAUGUUCCCCCAUUUUCUUAAGAGAAUGAAAACAAAAGCAGAGUUUGGGCUCAGCGUGGCAGCAUGUGUAUGGGCAUUCAGCCUCUACCUCCUGUUGUGGUGUGGAGUCUGCACCACCUGAGACUAAUCCUUUUGUCUUUCAUGAAUUUCACUUUUCUUCUCACUGUUUUAGAAGAAAAGGCCUCAAGAAUAAGGUACGAUAGCAAAUAAACAGGCUGUGGCUUACUGUAAAAAUUGUCAAAGCACUGUAAAACUAACUACUGAGCCAGACCCACCUCCCAGCCUUGGGGAUCAAGGUCUCCUUGACAGUAAGCUGACCCAAGUUUUCUGGAACUGUUGUUCCAUAGCUGGAUAGCUCUGUACUGCUUUGUACUGAAGUGUUAAUUGGGAUGCAAGCCAUUCUGUCAGAUGGGCUUCUGAAGUGCUGUACUUGGAGAAAGUGUUGAAGCCAGUUACUGUUCUGUAAGUAUCUUUUGUGAAUCUGAGUAGAAUAAAUUGAGUUAUGUGUUUGGA
This is a messenger RNA of Aquila chrysaetos chrysaetos, 2442 nucleotides long. RefSeq names its product beta-1,4-galactosyltransferase 3-like. Bases 916 to 1950 code for a protein of 344 amino acids. Gene Ontology annotation, molecular function: glycosyltransferase activity. NCBI's taxonomy places the organism in Eukaryota, Metazoa, Chordata, Aves, Accipitriformes, Accipitridae. Gene Ontology annotation, biological process: carbohydrate metabolic process. The transcript has 7 exons. The record is from RefSeq and is a predicted model, not a curated record.